AUGUCCGAGGCUCAGACUGCCCCGGCGCUGAACGCCACGGUGAAGUUCGUGGCCAGCCCGGAGGGCACAGUGCUGGCGUAUGGGAGCCUGGUGCUCAUGGCGCUGCUGCCCAUCUUCUUCGGAGCCCUGCGCUCCAUCAGCUGCUCCAAGUCCAAGGAGCUCGGUGACAAUGAUACCGAUUCUGGGUUCAGAAAUGCAUCAGAAAUGCCAGAAAACAUCACCAGUCGUGAUGCGGCCCGGUUUCCCAUCAUCGCCAGCUGCACCUUGUUUGGCCUCUACCUCUUUUUCAAGGUGUUUUCUCAAGAGUACAUCAACAUGCUGCUGUCCAUCUACUUCUUCGUGAUGGGCGUCCUGGCUCUGUCUCACACUAUGAGUCCGCUGAUGUCCAGAAUCUUUCCAACGUCGAUUCCAAACAAACCGUUUCAGCUGCUCUUCACUCAGGGCUCUGGAGACGCCAAAGAGGAAAUUGUCAACUAUGAGAUGGACACCAAGAACCUGGUGUGUCUGGUGAUCAGCAGCGUGGUCGGAGUCUGGUACGUGCUCAAGAAGCACUGGAUAGCCAAUAACCUGUUUGGCCUGGCGUUCGCCCUGAACGGCGUGGAGCUGCUGCACCUGAACAACGUGAGCACCGGCUGCAUCCUGCUCUGGGGCCUGUUCGUCUACGACGUCUUCUGGGUGUUUGGGACCAACGUCAUGGUAACGGUCGCCAAGUCCUUCGAAGCACCAAUCAAACUGGUGUUUCCUCAGGACCUGCUGGAGAAAGGUCUCGGUGCCAGUAACUUCGCCAUGUUGGGUCUGGGAGACAUCGUGAUCCCUGGGAUCUUCAUCGCUCUGCUGCUGCGCUUCGACGUCAGCCUGAAGAAGAACAGCAGGACGUAUUUCUACACCAGCUUCCUGGCCUACAUCUUUGGACUGGGCCUCACAAUCUUCGUCAUGCACACCUUUAAACACGCACAGCCCGCUCUGCUAUACCUGGUCCCGGCCUGCGUCGGCUUCCCCGUCAUCGUAGCUCUGAUCAAAGGAGAGUUCACGGAGAUGUUCAAGUACGCGAAGACGCCACCGGAGGAGGAGGCGGCGGCGGCAAAUGGCGACUUUUCAGAGUCAGAGAAGGACCAAUAA
Limanda limanda (common dab) is the source of this 1119-nucleotide messenger RNA. Its product is annotated as minor histocompatibility antigen H13-like. The coding region runs from base 1 to 1119 and encodes 372 amino acids. NCBI's taxonomy places the organism in Eukaryota, Metazoa, Chordata, Actinopteri, Pleuronectiformes, Pleuronectidae. Gene Ontology annotation, cellular component: cytoplasmic side of endoplasmic reticulum membrane; membrane; lumenal side of endoplasmic reticulum membrane. The record is from RefSeq and is a predicted model, not a curated record. The transcript has a single exon. Gene Ontology annotation, biological process: membrane protein proteolysis. Gene Ontology annotation, molecular function: aspartic endopeptidase activity, intramembrane cleaving.